Molecule: messenger RNA, 6331 nt
Organism: Topomyia yanbarensis
Lineage: Eukaryota; Metazoa; Arthropoda; Insecta; Diptera; Culicidae
Exons: 9
Source: RefSeq, a predicted model, not a curated record
UCCAGCUCCGACUCCGACUUUUCAGAGUCAGUCAGUCAGUCGAUUUCAAGACAGGGAAAAGUUCCGGUCCAGAACAGUGGUGUUGUUACAAACGGCCCCUCAAUACAACAACCCCCACCCCUCUCUGGAGAAACACGGGGUAGCCUAACGGGGUCCCUUUCUCUCUUGGCUUGGCGUCCGUGUGUGUGGUGCUGCGGUUAAACCGGAUAUUGGUGCAGCGCAAGUGACAAGUGAGAGUGGCAACACGCCACCGAAUAGAAUUACUUUGCCGUCGUCAGUGGUGUUGUUGAAAGUGUGUUUGCUCAUUUGGAAAGUGACAAAGUUAUUUUGCUUCAUCGGGAGAAAAAUAAUAAAAUAAGGAAAAUAAAAACGGUGGUUCGUGCCGUGUUUGGCGCGCGCUCAUUUUAGGCGCUGAAGUUUCCCUCCCAGGGAGCUGGCGUGCGUUUCGAAGAAAAAUGAAAAUUUAGUGAAAACGCGUACACUUACAUACUUGCGCGCGCGACGGAGUGGAUUGAAAAGGAUGUGAAAAUUGCAAUCUGUGGCAAGCUAAAUACGAAGGGGGAAUUUUUUUUUUAUCUGUGGAAUUUACAGAACAAGUGACAUCGACUGGAGUGGAAGCGACGAAACGGGAAAAUUUCGGUCAAUCCUUUGGACCUACUAACUAACUCGAUAUAGAAACUCGUUUUUUGACUAUCCUCGUGAGAACAGUUCCAACAGGGACCAACCAAAAAAAUAAAUAAAAUUGCUAACCAUUGCAAGGUGGAUUAGUCAACGGCGAUGACACGUCGUAAGCAGCACAUCUACCAGCUGCUGCUGGUUCUGCUGGUGGUCGUGACCAAUGCACAGGAUGCUCCGGAAGAACAACCGACAGCAUCCCCACAGGUGUCGCCCGGCGGUGGUGGAAGCUGCAAAUUUCCGGGCGUUCCAGCCCACGGUAUAGUGCAGUUCACGGACGAUUCGCUGCCGAACGGGACCUGGGCGUCCUACUCGUGCGAACGGGGAUUCGAGCUACUGGGACCGUCGCGGCGUGUGUGCGACAGCGGCCAGUGGGUCCCCGAGGGGAUACCCUUCUGCGGACCGGCUUGUGAAGUUAUAAAUAAUGACAAACAUUCUCUGUUUCUUUGUUCUUUUUUUUCAGGUAAUGGCAAACCGGCUACCAUUGUGGUACGUGUCGGCAAUAACCGACCGGAUUUGGGUACCAAUCCGAUCUGUAACCGCUUCACCGGUUCGCUGGAGGAAGGCCAACCCCUGUUUCUGCCGUGUAAUCCACCGAUGCCGGGUGCAUUUGUCUCGGUUCAUCUGGAAACGAACCUCCCAAGCCAGCUAUCAAUUUGUGAGGCGUUCGUGUAUACCGAUCAGGCUCUACCGAUUGAACGGUGUCCAGCCUUCCGGGAUAUGCCACCCGGGGCUUCGGCUUCCUACAACGGGAAGUGUUACAUCUUCUACAACCGCCAGCCGGCAUCGCUACGGGAUGCUCUUGCCUUCUGCCGUUCCCGGGGUGGAACGUUGAUCAACGAGAGCAAUCCGGCCCUGCAGGGUUUCAUCAGUUGGGAGCUGUGGAGAAGACAUCGGAGUGAUACCUCGUCGCAGUACUGGAUGGGAGCGGUUCGGGAUACGAAGGACAGGAACACCUGGAAGUGGAUCGGAGGCGAUGAGGUGUCGGUGUCGUUCUGGAAUCUUCCCGGAGGGGAUGAGGACUGUGCCCGGUAUGACGGAUCCAAGGGGUGGCUGUGGAGUGAUACGAAUUGUAAUACGCAGUUGAAUUUUAUCUGUCAGCAUCAGCCCAAGACUUGCGGUCGUCCGGAGCAACCUCCAAAUUCGACGAUGGUAGCCCCGAAGGGCUUCGACGUUGGCGCCUUUGUUGAGUAUAGCUGCGACGAAGGUCACCUGCUGGUUGGACCUUCGCAGAGAACUUGCUUGGAAACUGGAUUCUAUAAUGAGUUCCCUCCUGUCUGUAAAUAUAUUGAAUGUGGACUUCCGGCCUCGAUACCACAUGGAAGCUACGAUCUGAUCAACGGUUCCGUCGGAUAUCUUAGCUCAGUUCAUUACAAGUGUAACGAGGGCUACGAAAUGAUCGGUAGGGCACUUCUGACCUGCGAUAUUGACGAGCGCUGGAAUGGACCGCCUCCGCGAUGCGAGUUGAUUGAAUGCGAGCCCCUGCCAACUCUGUUCCCGAAUGGCGAGAUCAUAGCGCCGAACGCUACAGUUUUCGGAUCCCGCGCUGAAGUCAUUUGUAACCGUGGUUUCAUACCGGAAAGUCUUGACACCGAAAUUUUCUGUACUUCCACCGGACAGUGGAGUAAUUUGUUGCCGAAAUGUAUCGAAGACCCGGCUAGUAGAAUACCGUCUACGACGGCAGCUCCACCAACAACACGUCCUACACCGCCAAUUGUGAUUAUAUCAACGACUCCAGUUCCCGCAACCCAGUACACGCAGAAGCGACCGCAAUCGCGAAGACCGACUAGACCGACGACUCGUUUCACGACCAGCAGUUCGACGACUCAGACUCCACUGUUUAGCAUUGAGAUCGACGACGGUAACGAUAGCGAUGGCUUAGACGGAUUCUACGUCGGUACUAACGAGGAUUACUCUCUCCCACCUCUAGAAGUCCGUCCGGGUAUAGUGCGGGAAGAUGGCCCGUCCCGGAAACCGUACCGUCCUGGUCAAAAUACGAUACCAAAGAUCCCAACCGUGCAGCACGUGCCACCGAUACGGGUGAAGCCGUCAUACUACGAACCGUCCACAACCACAACAACAGCCACUACCACUACCACAACUACCACUACACAAACACCACCACCACAGACACGACCAAGCACGACCAGUACACGGCAACAUACUACCACGUCACGUAACCCGCAGGACAUUAUACUGUCCCAGCACCCGCAAGACAACGAAAUCGCCGGAUCCGUCAACAUCCGGCAAGACCAGUCUCCGAAGGUGAACGUACCGUUCGCCGUAGAUAACUCGGACGGCGAGAGUACCGGUGGAGCUUACGGCGGCAUCGGAGGCAACUCCAACCUUGGCGCUGGCGAUCGGAAGGAAGCCAAGAAUGCCCGCCUCAAUCUCGGUGCCAUUGUGGCGCUCGGAGCGUUCGGUGGCUUCGUCUUCCUAGCUGCCGUCAUUACCACCAUUGUGAUCGUAGUGCGAAGAAACCUGCCAUUCGCCCCAAAAACCCCGCUCUAUCCAUCCAGCAGUUCACCAAAGGAUGAUCUAACCGGUCCCGGUAGCAUCCCCAUGCGCUGCUACCUUCCGCGACCCGGUUCGCUACGACCAGCAGCUCGUCGCUUUUUCUCCAAUGCUACACCUGCUACUACUACCACUACUACUGCUACCACCACUACCACCGCUAAUGCUACCUCCGGUCGGUACUACUAUUGCGACAAACCCAGCCGGGAUUUCAAUAACAACAACCACAACAUCAACAACAGCCACACGGCACCGACCGUCGCAAAAUCGUUAGCGGCAGCCAAAGGCCACCGCCCAAAAGCACCUACCCCAGCUGCUACCAACACAACGGAUUCUCAGAUGCCCUCGCGUUGGUAUACUGUAUUGGCACUACCGUUUCCAGAUCAAACCGUCGGCCGCCGGGAUAUUCUCGGUACUACAACGGCUUAUGGACGUCAUCGUCGGAAUCAGCAGCUACAAUCGCAGCAAAAACAACAACACCGAUUAACCGAGAAGCCUUCGCGAUUUUUCGGACGACUGUUCCGCACCAACGACAGCAAGGUAGCUCCGCCUCCAGUGUACACCGUAAAACCGGCCAGACCAACAAUCUCAAAACCAUCGCCUAUUAUAAUCAACCGCCAGCAUAAGCCGCCGGCAAGUGCGAUGCGGUUGUACACCAGUGUUGACAACCAAAUCAGUAGCAAUAUCCCCAAGCAAUCGACACUGUUCCGUCGACCGCCGAACGUGGACGAUUACUACUGCAAUGAGGACGAUCCGCAGGCUUCGUUAUGAUGGGCGAAACGACUGCUAUCAGAAGGCACAGAGCCACCCAGAGAUGCACCACUCUCUAGCAGUUCGUUCGGUUCGGAUAGUCCGUCAACACUGCAACAACAACACCUGCGCUACUACCAACGCCAUUACUAUUAUUACAAACACUACCUUUAUCAAACGACGUGCCAUAACCAUACCAAUACUAACGUACAAAUUCGUAACCAUACAAUAAACCAGCAGGGCAACCAGCACUACCGGCACCGGGCCUCGCCGGACUGCAACACGGUGGCCUCGUUCUCCAGCUCCAGCUCGGAGUCACGCAACGGACUGAACCGGUACUACCGGCAGGCCUGGGAAAAUCUGCACGAAUCCGCCUCCAAGGGACACAACAGCAACAGUUCGCACAGUGCGCUGAAGCGGAAGGAAACGAUGGACGCAGCACCACCGCCGAGCCGAUCCCGUUCGCGGGAGAAUCUCGGCGGGAGCCGCUCGCGGGAUCUUGAUAGAUCCCGGGAGAACCUCUCAUCGAAUCGUAGCCGCGACUACCCCCGGGACAGCAUGGCCGUCCGGGACGGUUCGGAGAUGGUCGUAUCGGAUGUGUGCGUCAAGGGUGAGAAGAAACGGCACCACCACCAUCACCACAAAAGCAGCCACCGGGGGGAAGGUGGCGGUGGAGGAGGACGAGGAGAUGGCCGCAAUGGUGCCGGCAUCGUCGAUGGAGAUCGAAGCCGCAGCAGCCACCGGGACAGUGGCAGUGACUUUCGGGAGCCUAACAUCAUGGGUAGUGGAAACGGAAAUGGACGACGCGGCGGUGACCACCGACACUAUUGACCCCGUCGAAUGGUAAUCACUAUCAGAAUAGAGGGACGGAGCAAGUGCCACCGGCUGCUGCUCAGUCCGCCGUGGGAGUGACACUUUCCAGACCUUUCGAUAUCUCUUUCUCUGGCAUCAACUUUUAUUUCUUUUUCAAAUCCUAUCGCUCUCAUUGUUGUAUGUAUUUAUUUAUCAUUUGAAACUUCACUAGAUGGUAAUACCUGUUGAAAAAAAAGCUCAUUUAACCCAAGACAUUAAAAAAAAACAACCACGAUAGAAUAAGAAAUUUGAUAGUCAAUAGGCGAAUCCUUUUUCUCAACCUUCUACUACGUAUUUAACACAUCUUCACGAAAUACACUGAACGAAAUUUGCGUCUUAUUUUGAUGGUGAAUUACCACGCAGUAACGCACGUGAGACAGCAAGUAGGAAAAUUUCUUUCAGAAUCGUCCAUUUUUUUUCCGGGACCGAUCUUGACCGCGUCGAAACCCUUAAAAUAACAAAUAAACAAGAUGGUGUUUAGACACGGUCGACAUUGUUCCUCACCAAAAUCUAUUACUUUUCUAAUCAACUCUUUUACUCCUACUCUAUCAGAAUCACUUCGUUCAUAAGUUGUUAAUUUAUUAUCGUUCGUUUUUUCUUUCGGUUUCCUUAUUAAAGAUACGACGCUAUUGUUAUUGAUUUUUAUUUGUUUCGUUGUUACUAACCGUAAGGUUUCGCUUCUCUCAAAGAGUGUUGUGUAGAAAAAAGAAUUCCUCUCCCUGCUCAAUCCUCGUCCACAUCUUACUCUACGAGAUAUGGCGAAGUUGAGGUAAAAUAAAAAAAUAAAACACUAGCCUUAAGAAAGACAAAGAUUAGGGAAUGAAACUAAAACAAAAUAAACGAAAUCGUAGUUGCAAUAUACAGUUCUAGUGGACAACAAUUAGGGAAACAUAAAACGAAUCAAUUUUUAAGCUAGUUACAAUUAGAAACGGAUAAAAAAACAGAAACGCACGGAUAGGAAAAGUGCCAUCCGAAAGGCAACAUCCAUUUCGCUCGAUUUCUAUUGUUUUGUUUCCGUACCCGCACUGCUACUGACGACAACGGAGCGGUAGAAAAUCGAACAGUGUGAGGGUAAUUUUGCAUUUCAUUUCGACGUUUUGUUAAGCAGCAUGUAAUUGAAUUUGUAAUGAAAGAAAGAAAAAGCUUCGUCCCCUUACUUGAGAAAGAAGAGGGACGCUGCUAGAGGCGCGCGCUCAAGUACGUUGUUAACUUUUGAACAUAACCUUAAAAGUAUAUAGACGAACCCAAUGGACACAAUCAAAUCUAUUAUGUUAAUCGUUAAUGCAACUAACACUAACAACACGGAUGAUGAUAGUGACGGUUUUGUUAGUAGGUAAUUUAGCGUUAUAAAUAGUACGGCAGCAACUAAAAGUUACUAAAGAUAAAAGUGGGAACACUGCGAUCGACAGUGGGACCAAUGUUUUGGCACUGCCUUUUUUUGGAGUUUUAGACUCUGGAUAUCCAAACAACAGGAAAUGUAGGUAGGUUGCAGUUUGUUCUUUCGAUCGAGAGGAACAUGAUGAUGAUUAUCAAUGAAAAU